AUGUCAUACAACAACUACAACAACCACGGCGGUGAAGCCCAAGGCUACUACGGCGGUGGUCAGCAACAGCAGGGCUAUGGCUCUGGAGCCCCUUCGAACCAGUACGGCGACAACCAGCGCUACGGCGGCCCCCAACAGCAUAACAACCAAUACGGCGGUCCCCAGCAAGGUCAAUACGGCGGUUCUCAGCAGGGUCAGUACGGCAACGAGUCACGCUAUGGCGGCCCUCAGCACGACCAAGGAUACGGACAACAAGGUGGCUACCAAUCCCACCAGCAAGACGGGUACCAGUCCCAUCAACAAGGCUAUGGUCAGCCUCAACAGCCAUUGACUGCUCGUGACGAGUACCCCUCCCAGACCCAUGGCGGCUACGGCGGUAACACCUUUUACCAAGGCUCCGAAUCUGCUCCUUACAACCCAAACCAACCUUCGUACGGUGGUCAGCCUGGAGCUGAAGGCGACCGUGGUCUGAUGGGUGCUUUGGCUGGUGGUGCUUCUGGCGGUGUCGCUGGUGCAUACGGAGGCCACAAGAUGAACCACGGCGCUCUCGGCACCAUUGCUGGCGUAGUGGGCGGAGCCUUUGCUGGCUCCAAGCUCGAGGACGCUGGCAAGGAACAUCAUAAGAAGAAGGAAGAGGAGAAAUACGCACAACAACACCAAGGUUACGGCGCUCCCGGUAACUACGGCAGACCUGGAAGAAGAAACAGCAACUCCAGCUCCAGCAGCUCCGACAGCGACGACGACAAGAAGCGCUAUAGGAAGAAACACUCCCGCUCGCGCUCUCGCUCAAACUCACGUAACCGCGGAUACCAGUCCUCUAGACGAGGCAACUUCAGCGAAUCAUCCCGCGACAUCUCCCUCGACUACAACACAAUGGCACUCAAGGCCUUCAGCAGGCGUACCGACGGGUCCGAGCACGAGUCCUAUUUGCACUUGAACGACAUCCUAGGCAACCGCGAUGGCAGGUUUGUUUGGGGUAGGAAUGGAAACUUCUUGGGCAGUGUCAAGGACGGCAAAGUGUGGCUCGCCGAGGGUGGAAGAGCUCUGUGUGCUGUGCUUGGUGAUGGCCGUGGUGGCUGGAACGAGCAUGCCUCCAUUGAAUUGGAUGAGAAGAUCUCCAACGAGAACGGUCAACUGGUGUACCUGGGCUAG
Molecule: messenger RNA, 1152 nt
Organism: Aureobasidium namibiae CBS 147.97
Lineage: Eukaryota; Fungi; Ascomycota; Dothideomycetes; Dothideales; Saccotheciaceae
Product: CNVH-domain-containing protein
Exons: 2
Coding region: 1-1152 (383 amino acids)
Source: RefSeq, a predicted model, not a curated record